Sphenostylis stenocarpa is the source of this 2493-nucleotide messenger RNA. The record is from the annotation of a GenBank genome assembly. NCBI's taxonomy places the organism in Eukaryota, Viridiplantae, Streptophyta, Magnoliopsida, Fabales, Fabaceae.
AUGGCGGCGGCGACGUCGUAUCUGACGCCGACGCAGAGGUACGCGGCGGGAGGGUUGUUCGGGCUGGCUCUGAACCAGGCCCAACUUCACCAGACCCACCCGUUGGGCCUAUCAACCGACGACUUCCCUUCUGAUUCCGAAAGUAGUUCCUCCAAUCUCACUGUUUCCGAAGAUCCCAACCUUUGGGUCCAUGAACAUCGCAUUUUGCUUCGUCCUGUUUUCAAGUACCUAGAAAUUGAUCCCGCCGCAUGGUCUGGACUCGAGGAAACUGCUGGCUCUUCUUCAGUUUCACGUCUCGUCGGACCCCCAGGACAUGACCAAGAUAUUCUCAAGCUUCCAUUUCUUGUGGGUUGGAUUAUUCUUUUCCGGUUCCUUUGCCUCAUUGAAGAAUUUGGUGAUGGUAAUUCCCAAAGGUUAGAUCAAGAACUUGCUUUGUCCAAAGCUGUUGAUGCUAUGGUACUUAGCCUGGAAAAGAAUUCAGAGACUCUUAGGUCUAGAAGGGAGAAACUACGGGAAUAUGAGCAUCAAUGUCGUGAAAAGUUGUUUACUUCUAAUGCUCAACCAAAUUCUGAGAAGGUAGAUAUGCAAUUAGAAACCCAAGAGGAGACCGGAACUCCUUUCCUUGAUUUUAAAGAACCACAUCAGGGAUCUAUUCAUAGCAAUACUGAUGGGAGUUCAACUGAAGAGGUAAUGAUGCUCAGCUAUCAAAGGAAAGUGGCAGUGCUUUAUGAACUUUUCUCUGCUUGUCUAUCGGAUUUAGGUGAAAAUAACAAGAAACAUAGCCAGAGGAGAAAGGGCUAUGAUGCUCGACAUCGUGUCACUCUGCGGCUGCUGGCAACUUGGCUCAAUAUCAAGUGGUCAAAAAUGGAGGCCAUUGAGACAACAGUUUCUAAUUCUGCGAUGGCUUUCAUUAAAGAGCAAGAGUCAAGUAAUGAAGAAAUUCAAUCAAAAGAAAACAAUUGGGAUAAAUGGAAGAGGGGCGGUAUCAUUGGUGCGGCUGCCUUAACUGGUGGAACUUUGAUGGCUGUUACUGGUGGAUUAGCUGCCCCAGCUAUUGCUGCAGGACUUGGUGCUUUGGCUCCAACUUUGGGUACUCUGAUCCCUGUUAUUGGAGCAAGUGGAUUUGCUGCCGCUGCUAGUGCUGCUGGAACUGUAGCUGGUUCUGUUGCUGUUGCUGCAUCAUUUGGAGCUGCUGGAGCUGGACUCUCUGGAACCAAAAUGGCUAGGAGAGUUGCGGGUGUUGAUGAGUUUGAAUUCAAAGUUAUAGGAGAAAACCAUAACCAAGGUCUGCUUGGGGUUGGGAUCAUGGUCUCUGGGUUUGUCUUUGAUGAUGACGAUUUUAUCAGGCCGUGGGAAGGACUGGAUGACAACUUGGAGAGGUAUGCUCUGCAGUGGGAGUCCAAGAAUCUAUAUGCCCUGAGCACUGCAAUUCAAGAUUGGCUUACUUCAAGAAUUGCAACGGAGCUGAUGAGGCAAGGGGCAAUGAUGACUGUCUUGCAUGGUCUUUUAACUGCAUUAGCUUGGCCAGUCGCAUUACUUGCCGCAACUGAAUUCAUAGAUAGCAUAUGGACAAUUGCCAUUGACAGCACAUAUGCAAUUCAAAGAUCUGACAAGGCAGGAAAGUUGCUUGCCGAAGUAUUAUUGGGAGGAUUGCAGGGAAAUAGGCCUGUUACACUUGUAGGUUACUCACUUGGGGCAAGGGUUAUUUUCAAGUGUCUAGAGUGUUUGGCUGAAACAGAAAACAGUGCUGAACUGGUAGAGCGAGUUGUUCUUCUUGGAGCACCCAUUGCAAUCAUGGGUGAGAACUGGAAAGCUGCUAGAAAGAUGGUAGCAGGAAGAUUUAUAAAUGCUUACUCAAGCAAUGACUGGAUGCUUGGAGUUGCUUUCCGUGCCAGAGCGACAGAAGAAACUGCCCCAGUUCCAGUUAUGAUGCACAAUGCCCUUGGUCUCUGCUGUGAAAAUGAGAAUAACUUUGCUACAAUGUCCUCCCCAACUCUAACAGUGAUUACGUUAGGUGGCGUCCUCUGGGCUGCUUCUAUGAUGGAGUGCCUGAUCCCCGAAUUAGAAGUGGCAGACAAGGGUGAGAAUCUCAGGGAAACAGUCCCACUCUCAGGACCAUACUUCCUUGGCCUCCCUCUUUUCUUUUUCACAGGCUCACCGGAAGAAGCCGUUCCACCUCCACCAUCAACCUCUACUGAAAAUGUAGAACCUGAAAAACAUUUAAAAAAAGCUUUGAACCCAGAGGGUGAUUGGAACCUAGACGAUGUUCCAUGUCCAGGACCAGACGCACAAACCCCUCCCCGUCUAUGCUGCAUUCUACUUUCUCAAGGAUUAGCUGGAAUCCAACCGGUCGACGUUCCUGGGAUCCAAAAUGUUGACGUGACAGAUCAAAUAGAGGGUCAUUCUUCAUAUUUGUGGGCUACACAACAGGUCCUAGAUGAACUUGAAUUAGAUGCUUAUUAUCCCGUUUUUAACAACACUUCCAAACAGUGA